UUAGUUCCUUUAGAGAUGUGAAGGCGAAUCACAUUGUUUGCGGACACAAGCAUUUAGGGACGAGUAGUAUCAUGCAACUUUGCUGUACAUACUCAAGACUUUUGUUGUUGUUGUGAGACGGCAACAUUUACAUGCACACCACUAUCUUCACUCUGCCUCCACGGAUUAUCCCAAAGUACAACCACCGUGGAUUGACCCCAGUGAUCGCCCCAGCGAUUUACCAGAAAGUACAAGUAGAUUUGCCAGCAGAACCAGCUGCCCAAUUCAUUAAAGGACUUACACAAGAGACAGACAAUCCAUGUGAAAGUGCUAUUUUUUUUUCGAAAUUUUGCUGUGUUUAACAUUGAAUUACACAAUUUGAAGAAAAACCAUUAAAAGACUCAUAAUUGGAGAGAUACCAUCCAUGUUCUUGUUUUAAAUAGAAAUUUCUUCAAAAAACUUCAGUGUUGAAGAUGGAAUUACCCAAUUUAGAGAAACCCCAUUUAAGUGCAAUUGUUGCUGAGAGCAUUUUGGAGUUAUAUACUCCAUGUAUCUGUAAACAACAUGAAAGGACCCACACUGAAGAAAAAACAUUCAAAUGCCAGUAUUGUGAAAAGAGUUUUAGAUGGAAAGGUAGUUGUGCACGGCAUGAAAAAAAACACACUGGUGAAAAAACUUUCAAAUGCCAGUAUUGCGAAAAGAGUUUUAGUGACAAAAGUUCCAUUUUACGACAUGAAAGGUCCCACACUGGAGAAAAACCAUUCAAAUGCCAAUAUUGUGAAAAGAGAUUUAGUGAGAGAAGUGCUUGUGUACGGCAUGAAAUGAACCACAAUGGAGACAAACCCUUCAAAUGCCAGUAUUGUGAAAAGAGUUUUAUUAAGAGACAGUACUGUGUAACACAUGAAAGGAGCCACACUGGAGAAAGGCCAUUCAAAUGUCAGUAUUGUAAAAAGAGUUUUGGAGAGAAAAGUCGAUGUACACGUCAUGAAAAGAUCCACACUGGAGAAAAACCUUUCAAAUGCCAGUUUUGUGAAAAGAGUUUUGGUAGAAAAUGUAAAUUGUUACUACAUAAAAGGACACACACUGGGGAAAAACCAUUCAUAUGCCAAUAUUGUGGAAAGAGCUUUAGUAUAAAAAGUAACUGUAUAACACAUGAGAGAAUCCAUACUGGUGAAAAGCCAUACAAAUGCCAGCAUUGUGAAAAGAGAUUUUUUGAUAAAAGUGGCUGUUUAAUACAUGAAAGGAUUCACAGUGGAGAAAACCCUUUCAAAUGCCAGUAUUGUCAAAAGAGUUCUAGAAGCAAACCGGGUUGUUUACAACAUGAAAGGGCCCACAUUGGAGAAAAACCAUCUAAAUGCCAGUAUUGUGAAAAGAGUUUUAUUAAAAAAGAUUACCGUAAAAAACAUGAAAGGACCCACACUACAGGAAGACUGUUCAAAUGCUAGUUCUGUGAACAGUUAUGGUGAGAAAAGUAAAUGUAUACAACAUGAAGAAGGAAUUCACACUGACUUUCCAAUUCAGUUUAUUGAGAAAGAAUUUCUAGAUGAGGAUAUUUCACAUAGGGCUAUACUUUCACUUGAGUUUGGGAAAAAGAAAUUUUAAGAUAAAGUUUCUGUCUCAAGGCUAAAAGAAGAAAGGGAUUUCUAUACUGAUGCCGUAGUCAAAUAGGAGUUAGAUGAUAACAUUGUUCCAAAAGUGGGGCCUUAGAUACAUCCUUUUGCAAUGUUAAGAAAAAUUUUUGUAGAUGCUGAUGCAUAAUGUGUAGUAAUUCAUAAAAUCAUGUCAUAGACAUUUGAUAUGCUCUAAUCUAACUGAAUUGAUAGUUGUAGCUAGUCAAACAUUAAGAAAUGUGGUCAAUUAAAAAUGAAAAAAAAAAUUAAUAAGAUAAAAGACAUUUCAUUGCAUGUGUUCUUAUUGAUGGGAAAAUGACUGAAGUAAAAGAUGAGAUUCAUUCUUAUUUUUGUUUCAUUGAUUUAAAUCUUGAAAGCUGAGCCCUGGGUCCCGUACCUCAAAAGAAUCGUGCAUUUGACCAAGCUCAAGCCU
Molecule: messenger RNA, 2022 nt
Organism: Lingula anatina
Lineage: Eukaryota; Metazoa; Brachiopoda; Lingulata; Lingulida; Lingulidae
Biological process (GO): regulation of gene expression
Cellular component (GO): nucleus
Source: RefSeq, a predicted model, not a curated record